AUGUCGGAUUAUUUCUCAAAAGCGGCUGCAUUCGCGCAAAAUGCAGCAAAAUUAUCUAAAAAAGUUUCGGAAGGGAUUGUUGAAAAUGCGCGUGAAUUUGGAUUGGAAGCAACUUCCUCGGGGCAUUAUUUUGACACCUCAGAAGAAAAAAUGAGAGAUAUAAAACGACAAUUAGAUUCAAGGCAUGACAGAGAGAAAAUGGAUGGGUUGAAAAGGUUGAUUGCGAUGAUAUCUAAAGGUCGCGAUGUAUCCGAAUUCUUUCCUGAUGUUGUAAAAAAUGUAGCAUCCCAGAAUCUUGAAAUUCGAAAGCUAGUUUAUAUAUAUCUACUCCGAUAUGCUGAACAAGAACCUGACCUUGCACUCUUGUCAAUUAACACUUUUCAAAGAGAUUUAACAGACCAAAACCAACUGAUUAGAGCAAUGGCCUUAAGAGUAAUGUCUGGUAUUCGAGUGCCCGUAAUAAGUCCUAUAGUUUUAUUAGCAAUUAAGAAAUGUGUGACUGAUUUAUCAGCUUAUGUGAGAAAAACUGCAGCCCACGCAAUUCCAAAAUGUUAUAGCUUAGAUCCUACUCAGAAAGAUGCCUUGGUUGACAUAAUUACUACCCUUCUGAAGGACAAUUCUUCUUUUACAAUUGGAAGCGUCAUAAUGGCCUUUGAUGAAGUUUGUCCCCAUAGAUUUGAUCUAAUACAUCCUCAUUUCCGAAAAUUAUGUCGGAUGUUGAUCGAUGCCGAUGAGUGGGGGCAGAUCGCCAUCAUGGGGUUGUUGUUGAGAUACGCGAGAACUCAAUUUUUGAAUCCAAACCCUAAAGGACCACGUGUGUCUAAAAAGAAAAAGUCGAGGGCUUUUUAUUCUGAUGAUGAGGAUUCAGAUAAGUCGAAUGAUUCCCUUGAAAAUUCAUUUAUUCUUGAUCCAGAUCAUGAAUUACUGUUACGUUCUUGUCUUCCACUUUUGCAAAGUCGGAAUAGUGCUGUGGUCCUUUCGGUUGCUAAGAUUUAUUAUCAUUUGGCCCCAGUUGAAGAAGCAUAUAAAUUGGGUAAACCUCUUGUGAGAUUGCUGCAUAGUCAUCGUGAAAUCCAAUAUGUUUGUCUUUUUGAACCUCAUCUUCAACAAUUUUUUGUCCGUUCAACAGAUCCAACUUUCAUUCGUAACCUUAAAUUGGAAAUUAUGACAUUAAUUGCAACCGAGAAUAAUAUUACGGUUUUGCUUAGAGAAUUACAAGAAUAUGUUAAAAGUCCUAACAAGGAAUUUGCAACUUCUGCGAUUCAAGCCAUUGGUCGAUGUGCAAUUGGCAUGCCAGAUAUGGCAGAAAAUUGUCUUAAUGGAUUAAUGAAACUGUUGUGGAGUAAGAAUGAUGCUGUCGUUGCAGAAUCUGUUGUAGUUAUUAAAAGACUUUUACAAUUAAGGCCUCAAGAUAAUGCAGAUUUAAUAAUACAACUAGCUAGAGCGCUCGAUCAGAUUACUGUUCCAAUGGCUCGAGCUAGUAUAUUUUGGCUUGUUGGUCAAUAUUCUCAAAAUCUUGAAAAGGUGGCCCCUGAUAUACUUAGAAAAGCUGCUAAAUCUUUCAUUAAUGAGGCCGAUGUAGUUAAAUUACAAAUUAUUAAUUUAGGUGCCAAAUUAUAUUCACUUAAUCCAAAAGAUCAAAUCCUUAACUUACUUUUCCAAUAUGUCCUUAACCUUGCACGAUAUGAUCUGAAUUAUGAUAUUAGGGAUCGUGCAAGACUUCUUAGAGGCUUAAUUAUGAUAAUUGGGCAUAAGGAUAUAACAUCUGAUAAUGGAGAAAUCGACGAAGCUCAGCACACUGAUUCAAUCCAAAGUAGUAUUUUGAAGGAGAAUUUAAAGCAAAUUCUUUUAUGUGAAAAAGAAGCACCAUCUGAAGAGAGUCCACGUAGACGAGAUCGUUUUACCAUAGGCUCAAUGGCACUUGUCUUGAAUCACUCUAUACCUGGUUACGAACCAUUACCUGAUUGGCCAACCGAAAUACCCGAUGGCUCAGCGCGGAACAAUUUGGACGAAACAUAUAGCCGAUCGCAAGCUGUGAAAGGAUUCGGAAGUGAUUCUUUUGGUGAUUACGCACCAUCGCCUAUUUAUGAUAAGCCUCUCGUUACAGAUAAACGAAAAGAUGUUUAUGACCUUGACCGUUUUUAUGAAUCGGAAAGUUCUUCUGAUGAUGACAUUACACACGUGAAAGCUUCAGGUUGGAUGGUUACAAAAGUUUUUUGUUUUUAA
This is a messenger RNA of Funneliformis mosseae, 2226 nucleotides long. The record is from the annotation of a GenBank genome assembly. NCBI's taxonomy places the organism in Eukaryota, Fungi, Glomeromycota, Glomeromycetes, Glomerales, Glomeraceae.